AUGGCCGCCGCCUCCAUCUUCUCCCUGAUGACCGGCGCCUCCCUCCCCUCCCCUCCAGACGGCUGGCGCCUCCAUCCCCGACCCUCCAUCCCCUCCUCGACGGCUAGGGCCUCCCUCCCCUCCCCGACGGCUCCGACCCUCGCUCCCCUCCUCGACGGCCGCCGCCUCCCUCCUCUCCCCGACGGCCGCCUGCCUCCCUCCUCUCCCCAACGGCCGUCGCCUCCAUCACCGGGGCCGGGGCGCGUCGACCACAACUACCGCCGGCGCAGUGGACAUGUUCGCCAGGGAUAUCUCAGCUACUGCCGGCGAAGCUGUGUAGUGCGCCGGUGGUAUGCUGCUAUCACCGGCCUGUUCCUACCGACGGGCUCUAGUGCGCCGGCGGACUACCAGCCUGGCCGACCACCUCCGACGAAGAAGAAGGCCGCCUCAUCCAUCGAACCCGAGGUUGCUGCCCCGGGCGUCCUCGAACCACGGGAGAAACCCAAGGUCACCACCCCGCACCGACGAGAAGCGGAGGGGAUGGCGCAAACCGUCCCACCACCAGCCACCACCGGUGUGCCACCGAUGGGAGGCAGGGGAGGCCGCAACACUCUGGCCACCGCCGCCCCUUCUUCCUCCGACCGCCGCCGCCCCACCAUCACACGGGAUGGAGGAGGUCUACCGCCGCCGCCGUCGAGGGGAUGA
Messenger RNA from Lolium perenne, 684 nucleotides. NCBI's taxonomy places the organism in Eukaryota, Viridiplantae, Streptophyta, Magnoliopsida, Poales, Poaceae. The record is from RefSeq and is a predicted model, not a curated record.